AUGAGAGAGAGCCCCAUCGGAAGAGCAACCACAUCUUCUACACAUUGGAAGUUUCAAGACAUGUCGACGACGAUGGAAGCGAUUGUCAUCCCUAGGUUCGGCGGCCCGGAAGUCCUAGAACAUCAACAAGUGACCAAGGCCAAGGCUGUCGAUGGUGAAGUCCUUAUCGAAGUGAAAGCGUUUGGGCUUAACCACGCUGAGAUGCACAUGCGCAAGGGUGAAUGGGAUGAAUGGAAUCCCAUUACCGGACUGGAAUGCGUCGGAACAGUAGAAGCCUGUCCAGGAGGCGAGUUCUCUGUUGGAUCCAAGGUCAUUGGCGUCAUGGGUGGGAUGGGGCGGAAUCGACCGGGCUCGUACGGCGAGUUUGUCAGUGUCCCUGCCACCAACGUGGUUCAGAUCGAGACAAAGCUACCAUGGGAAGAGCUCGCUGCAAUUCCUGAAGUAUAUUCCACCGCCUAUUCCUGCCUCUUCGCAGUUCUGGACCUUCAGCCCGGCGAGUCUAUAUUGAUCGGCGGGGCAACCUCAACCGUCGGUCAAGCAGCUGUCAAUCUGGCUGUCAAUGCUGGGGCCAAGGUGACAGCAACGACACGAAGAGAGGGAAGAUUUGAGAUGUUAAAGAAGAUGGGCGUUGCCGAUGCGAAAAUCGAGCAGGUUGGCCUGGCGAGUCAAUUUCCUGCCGGAACCAGGUUCAGCAAAGUACUCAAUCUGAUCGGCAACAGCGUACUGCUGGAAUCAAUUGGUCUCACUCGUGCUGGCGGCCGGAUGCUCCAGGCUGGAUGGUUGGGAGGACUGGCACCAGUGAAGGACUUCAACCCAAUGGUACAGAUGGACUCUGGCGUGCAUUUCAGCUUGUUCCACAGCAAGGUCUUGGGAAGUGCAGACUUUCCACUUUCCAAUGUUCCGCUCCAGGAUAUUGUGCGAAAGAUUGAAGACGGAGCAUGGGAUGCGAAGCCGACUUAUGUUUUCGAUUGGAAGGACAUUCAGAAAGCUCAUGAGACGCUUGACUCUCACAACGCGGGCGGCAAGAUCGUUGUGAAGCACUGA
This is a messenger RNA of Exophiala xenobiotica, 1044 nucleotides long. RefSeq lists its product as uncharacterized. The transcript is spliced from 2 exons. NCBI's taxonomy places the organism in Eukaryota, Fungi, Ascomycota, Eurotiomycetes, Chaetothyriales, Herpotrichiellaceae. Bases 1 to 1044 code for a protein of 347 amino acids. Gene Ontology annotation, molecular function: oxidoreductase activity. The record is from RefSeq and is a predicted model, not a curated record.